UUCUGCAGUUCGUUUAAGUCAAACACUCCCCGUGAUCAAGAUGGCCGAUGUCAACGUCACCAAGAAUGAGCUUGAACAGGCUCAGAGUCAAGAGAUGGGACAGCCAGACGAUAGAAUCAGCAGAAUUGACAGUGUCCAAGUUGGUAAUGUCGACAAACCACAAGGGGACGGGAUCUAUGCCGAAGCUCUCGCACAAUAUCCAACCGACGAUUCAAUCGACCCGAUAUUGGAGAAGAAAGUCAGAAGGAAACUAGACCGACUGAUUAUCCCUGUUCUGGGGGUUUGCUACUUUUUCUACUAUGUUGACAAAACAACACUUUCCUAUGCUGCCAUCUUUGGCCUCAAAGAUGACCUCAGCCUUAGAGGUGACGAGUACUCUUGGCUCUCAAGCAGCUUCUACUUUGGUUGGCUGAUCUGGGCCAUUCCCUCGAACCUCCUCAUGCAACGCAGCCCUCCUGGUUACUACUUGGCCUUCAACAUUUUCAUGUGGGGUGCUCUACUCAUGACGCAGGCCGCUGCAAAGAACUUUGCCGGCCUUCUCGCUCUUAGAAUCCUUUCUGGUGCAUUCGAAGCCAUCGCGGACCCGGCUUUCAUGCUCAUUACUUCCAUGUACUUCACGCGUGAAGAGCAACCGAGUCGUAUAUCAGCUUGGUAUGCUUUCAAUGGUAUAGGCGUUGCUGGCGGAGGUUUGAUAGGUUAUGCCAUUGGCAACAUCAAAGGAGCACUUCAGUCAUGGCGUUAUGAGUUCCUUGUAGUCGGUGCUUUUUGUUCUGCUUGGGCCAUCGCUCUCGUCCUGCUACUGCCCAAUUCUCCUCGUACCAUUCGAGGUUUCUCCCACGAUGAGAAGCUCGUCAUGAUCGCUCGAAUGCGACGCAACCAAACUGGUAUCGAACAGCGAAAAAUAAACUGGGGUCAAAUCAAAGAAGCCUACCUCGACUACAAGACAUGGCUAUUCACCUUGCUUGGCUUCGUUUCUAAUGUCCCCAACGGUGGAAUUUCAAACUUUUCAACGCUGGUCAUCCAGGGACUAGGGUUCGAUACGCUUCAUACGGCUCUCCUGGGUAUUCCUCAGGGCGUCCUCGUGGUCAUCUGGAUCGGACUUGGUGCUCUGGCAAAUAAGUAUAUGCCCCCCAAUAGCCGAACUCUGGUCAGCGCUAUUUUCAUGAUUCCAACGAUAGCCGGAGCGCUCGGCUUUCUUCUAGCGCCAGAAGAUGCUUACGUUGGUCGCUUGAUCUGCUUUUACCUCACUGGGUCUUAUCAGGCGUCAUUUGUUAUCUGCCUUUCUCUAAUCACUUCAAACACUGGAGGCCAGUCGAAAAAGAUGAUUGUUUCUGGUAUGAUUUGGUUUGGUGCCUGUGUUGGCAACAUUGCCAGCCCCUUUUUCUACCGCCCCGAACAAGCACCCUCUUACCACCUCGGUAUCGGAUCCCUUCUUGUCGCCAACUGCAUCGAGUUCGCACUGUUUUUCGUCUUCAGAUAUGCCUUCAAGUGGGAAAAUAAACGGAAAGAGCAGCAUCGUGAGGCUUUACGAGCAGCGGGCCAUGAUUUUACUGCCAACACUACUGCGUUCAUGGAUAUGACGGAUAAGGAAAACCCGAAUUUUGAAUACGUGUACUAGGAGAUGUGCUGCCAUUUCAAGCUACCGAGUCUCUUCAAACGAAUAUAACUACUAUUCACCUGUACUAGCUUCAUAGUUGUAUAUUUUACGAUAUCUCUCUAUACUUCAUAUGGGUUGUGUGCGCCAAGCUAAAACACUUUUGCUCAGGCACAACUGUAUCGCUAUUACGACAGACGCACUAGGGGAGGCAAGAAAACUUGAUAUCUCUGUCUUAGGUGACAAAAAGACUUAAUUAUGCUUAAGAUAUCUUAGUAGGCCUUUAGAGCAGUUUAUUUUGGCACCCCGAUUUAAUGUCAAAAGUUUUGCUCCUGAGGACGCCUAAUCAUCUCCUAAUACAGCCAAAGUCGAUUUGUCUCAAAAUGUUAUUCUGUAGGCAUUGUUCAACUUUGUUCUAUUAUUUGUCAAUAUUGAUGGAUGUGCAGUUCACAAAAUUCAAAGAAGCUCAAGGCCUUGAUGC
Messenger RNA from Fusarium redolens, 2075 nucleotides. Its product is annotated as major facilitator superfamily domain-containing protein. Gene Ontology annotation, cellular component: membrane. The record is from RefSeq and is a predicted model, not a curated record. Gene Ontology annotation, molecular function: transmembrane transporter activity. Lineage: Eukaryota; Fungi; Ascomycota; Sordariomycetes; Hypocreales; Nectriaceae. The coding region runs from base 41 to 1618 and encodes 525 amino acids. Gene Ontology annotation, biological process: transmembrane transport. The transcript has 4 exons.